AGAUAUACAUCAAGACACACUUCACCCCACCAAUAUGCCCCCUUCCUCCUUUUCAUCUGUCAGUAGACCCAAUUUUGAAUUAAGAAUCUCCACCUCUGCAAUAUCCGUGGCAGCCAGUUUAACCUUUUUCACUUAAUCCAUUAUUUAUACGCCCACACCGACCUCUACAUACCCCAACAUCAAAACCUCUCAGUAUUUAUUUAUUUUCAGUUAACCAAAAUCCAUGAUCCAGAGAAAAACAAACGAAUCCUGUAGCUGUUCUUCAGGCAAGCGAAAGAACAACAAGGAGCGUCCGUACAAGGGGAUACGGAUGAGAAAGUGGGGAAAAUGGGUGGCGGAGAUUCGGGAGCCGAAUAAGCGGUCCAGAAUAUGGUUAGGGUCGUAUUCGACACCGGUUGCAGCAGCGCGUGCGUAUGACACGGCUAUGUUUUAUCUUCGUGGGCCGUCGGCGAGGUUCAAUUUUCCGGAGUUGUUGGCGGUUGAUGGGCCGUUGGAUGAGAUGUCGGCGUCGGUCAUAAGGGAAAAAGCGAUAGAGGUUGGGGUUAGAGUGGAUGCAGAGAGGAGUUAUGUGAGUGGUUCUCAAGUGGAGUCUUGUUGGUUACAGGAGAAACCCGACUUGAAUAAGAAUCCGGAACCGGAAGAUCCAGAUGGAGAGUUCCGGUGAGGCAGAUUGGGGUUGAUUAUUUUGUUCUAAGAACUUUUUUUUUUAUUUUCUUUUUUCCGGUAUUAUGAAUUUCUAUGUUGGAAACAAUAACAAACAAAUAUUUGUAUGUUGGAAACAGAUGAAACAAUACCAAUAUCGGGAUUUUCUUCGAGCGA
This is a messenger RNA of Helianthus annuus (common sunflower), 819 nucleotides long. Its product is annotated as ethylene-responsive transcription factor ERF011. The record is from RefSeq and is a predicted model, not a curated record. Gene Ontology annotation, molecular function: DNA binding; DNA-binding transcription factor activity. Lineage: Eukaryota; Viridiplantae; Streptophyta; Magnoliopsida; Asterales; Asteraceae. The transcript has a single exon. The coding region runs from base 224 to 664 and encodes 146 amino acids. Gene Ontology annotation, biological process: regulation of DNA-templated transcription.